Puccinia graminis f. sp. tritici CRL 75-36-700-3 is the source of this 1247-nucleotide messenger RNA. RefSeq lists its product as uncharacterized. The transcript has 4 exons. NCBI's taxonomy places the organism in Eukaryota, Fungi, Basidiomycota, Pucciniomycetes, Pucciniales, Pucciniaceae. Gene Ontology annotation, molecular function: small ribosomal subunit rRNA binding. Bases 103 to 975 code for a protein of 290 amino acids. The record is from RefSeq and is a predicted model, not a curated record. Gene Ontology annotation, cellular component: nucleolus; small-subunit processome.
GUGCCCACGAUUACAACCACUCCAUCUUCAUCAAGUCUUGCCACAUACAGAAAUUUCAAAGCGCUUGUUGGGCACCAUCGGAAAUAUUGAUAUCUGCUGAAGAUGAAGACCAAACGAAACAAAUCUAACCGAAAGACCAUGAGAGUCUACAACUCAAUUUUCAAAUUUCGGGAACCUUAUCAAGUGCUUUUCGAUGCCGAUUUCGCUGUCACUGUGACUACUCAAAAGAUGGAAGUUCAGAGUCGAUUGGCAGCUGUUCUUGGUGGAACUGUUAAACCAAUGAUUACGCAGUGUUCAAUCCAUCAUUUAGUGAAUUUGGCAUCUGAUGGAAGUCAAGUGGCUCAAGAAGCAGUAGACCUCGCUCGUAAUUUAUGUGAGCGAAGGAAGUGUAAACAUGGGACCAUUAAAGCAAGCUCGAUCGAAUGUAUCAAAGGUAUCUUGGGCGAUACGGACAAUCGACUACGCUACAUAGUUUGCACCCAGGAUCCUCACUUUCGCACAUACCUUCGGGAAAAGAUCAUUGGUGUACCUAUCAUCUACAUCAAUCGGAGUGGAACCCUCAUCCUUGAGGAAGAAGGACCAGCAACCGAGUUAAGGCGCAAACAGCUGCAAGAGGAUAAACUACACGUCCCGCCAGAAGAACUAGAACAACUGAAAUCGACCGACACUGGACCCGACUCAGGCCUACCAGCUCAACUCAUUCAAGGCCCAUCCACAACCAAUCCACUACAAACACAGUCUUCAGACACACUUUCAAACGGCCAAACUCACUCGGCGCAUAAACUUGAAAAUAAACUGCUAAAAAAGAAGAAACGAAGAUCAGGAGGUCCCAAUCCAUUAAGCGUUAAAAAGAAAAAAUCAUCUGCCUCAAACAGACGAAGAAUCCCUCAAGAGAAAUCGGCUUCUAAGAAUACUUCCACUCAGAAAACAAGCUCCAAAAGCUCUCGCAAAACUCCCCCUGGAAAAAAUCUUUGAGGGUCACAUAUGGCCCUGUACGAGGCGGCAGAUGAAAACCAACCGGGCUAUCAUGUUGCCAAUUUUGCCGUACUGAAACCUUUCUGUUCAAAUAUUAACCUUGAUUCAGCUUGUACACUCAGAUCUUGACCAAAGCAAUUAACGCUCGAUUAUCUAUCUAUGUAUAUACUGUUUGAGAACCACCCAACGUUCACGUGAGCUGGUAUACUACAAAGGGCACUGCCAUACAAGCUGUGAACUAGCUAAAUCAGAAGUUCAAAGGGCACUGCCAU